Messenger RNA from Vollenhovia emeryi, 570 nucleotides. RefSeq lists its product as uncharacterized. The record is from RefSeq and is a predicted model, not a curated record. Lineage: Eukaryota; Metazoa; Arthropoda; Insecta; Hymenoptera; Formicidae. The transcript has a single exon. The coding region runs from base 1 to 570 and encodes 189 amino acids.
AUGGCGGAUACUUUCGAACAACGUUGUGCGAUCAAAUUUUGCACAAAACUCGAUAAAAAAGCUGCCGAAACUCACGAAUUGCUCAAGCAAGCGUACGGGGAGUCUGCUUUAUCUUAUGUGCAAGUUUCGAGGUGGGUGAAGAAGUUCAAGGAGGGCCAGGAAGGAGUGGACGAUGACCUCCGCUCUGGACGGCCAACAACAAGCCAAACCGACGAAAAUGUGACUCGUGUGCGUGACUUGUUAAAUUCUGACCGUCGAAUGAGUGUUCGGUUAUUAGCCGACACUCUGAACAUUCCAAAAACUGUUGUGCAUCGCAUCGUUACGGACGAAUUGAACAUGCGAAAGGUGUGCGCCAAGCUGGUCCCAAAACUGUUGACGGACGAGCAAAAGACCAAUCGAGUGUUGAUCGUGAGUGAACUGAAGGAACGUGUGGAAAUUAAUCCUAAUUUUUUAGACAAUGUUUUAUUACCGGUGAUGAAUCGUGGGCAUUUGAAUACGAUCCAGAGACGAAGCACCAGAGUGCCGAAUGGCACACUCCGGCGUCCCCGAAACCAAAAAAGGCCAGGAUGA